Messenger RNA from Aplysia californica (California sea hare), 459 nucleotides. RefSeq names its product craniofacial development protein 2-like. NCBI's taxonomy places the organism in Eukaryota, Metazoa, Mollusca, Gastropoda, Aplysiida, Aplysiidae. The transcript has a single exon. The record is from RefSeq and is a predicted model, not a curated record. The coding region runs from base 1 to 459 and encodes 152 amino acids.
AUGGGCUGCCGCCCUAUUUCUAGCCGGCUUAUUACCAUCCGCCUCAGGGCAGUCCCAUUCAACAUCACUAUCAUUCAGGCAUAUGCCCCGACGUCAGACUAUGAUGAACAGGCUGUGGGGGGCUUCUACGACCAGAUACAAGAAGUGAUAGACCAGACCCCUAAAAAAGACAUCAUCGUUGUACAAGGGGACUGGAAUUCAAAAGUAGGAAAUGAUGCAUACAAGAACUGGAAAGGAACAUGCGGACAAUACUGCAACUCAGAGUCAAAUGAAAAAGGUCUAAGGCUCCUGGAAUUUGCCAGCUAUAACAACCUAGUGCUGACAGACACGUUUGGUCAAUACAAAGCAUCACGGAGAUGGACAUGGCACAGUCCAAGUGGAGAACAUCACGACCAGAUUGACUACAUCACGGAGAUGGACAUGGCACAGUCCAAGUGGAGAACAUCACUACCAGGUUGA